UAGGAAUUGGUAAAUUUGAUUGCUAACCAUCAGGUAACAGUAAUAAGUGGUGAAACUGGUUGUGGAAAAACCACUCAAGUUACUCAGUUCAUUUUGGAUAACUACAUUGAAAGAGGAAAAGGAUCUGCAUGCAGGAUAGUUUGUACUCAGCCAAGAAGAAUCAGUGCCAUUUCAGUUGCAGAGCGAGUGGCUGCAGAAAGGGCAGAGUCUUGUGGCAAUGGUAACAGUACUGGAUACCAAAUUCGUCUCCAGAGUCGGUUGCCCAGGAAACAAGGUUCUAUCUUAUACUGUACAACAGGAAUCAUCCUUCAGUGGCUCCAGUCAGAUCCGCAUUUAUCCAGUGUGAGUCACAUAGUCCUUGAUGAAAUCCAUGAAAGAAAUCUACAAUCAGAUGUUUUAAUGACUGUGAUUAGAGAUCUUCUCACUUCGCGACCUGAUCUGAAAGUAGUAUUGAUGAGUGCCACAUUGAAUGCUGAGAAAUUUUCAGAGUAUUUUGGUAAUUGUCCAAUGAUACAUAUACCUGGCUUUACUUUUCCGGUUGUGGAAUAUCUUUUGGAAGAUAUAAUUGAAAAAGUAAAGUAUGUUCCAGAACAAAAAGAACACAGAUCCCUGUUUAAAAGGGGUUUCAUGCAAGGGCAUGUAAACAGGCAAGAAAAAGAAGAAAAAGAAGCAAUCUAUAAAGAACGUUGGCCUGAUUAUAUAAGGGAACUGCAAAGAAGGUAUUCUGCAAGUACUGUAGAUGUUUUAGAAAUGAUGGAUGAUGAUAAAGUUGAUCUGAAUUUGAUCGCUGCCCUUAUCCGAUACAUUGUUUUAGAAGAAGAGGAUGGUGCCAUAUUGGUUUUUCUGCCAGGCUGGGACAAUAUCAGCAGUUUACAUGAUCUCUUGAUGUCACAAGUGAUGUUUAAAUCAGAUAAGUUUCUUAUUAUACCUUUGCAUUCACUGAUGCCUACAGUUAACCAGACCCAGGUAUUUAAAAAAACCCCUCCUGGUGUUCGGAAAAUAGUAAUUGCUACCAACAUUGCAGAGACUAGCAUUACCAUAGAUGAUGUAGUUUAUGUGAUAGAUGGAGGGAAAAUAAAAGAAACGCACUUUGACACUCAGAACAACAUCAGCACAAUGUCCGCUGAGUGGGUCAGUAAAGCUAAUGCCAAACAAAGGAAAGGCCGAGCUGGAAGAGUUCAACCUGGUCAUUGCUAUCAUCUGUACAAUGGUCUGAGAGCAAGCCUUCUAGAUGACUAUCAAUUGCCAGAAAUUUUGAGAACUCCUUUGGAAGAACUUUGUUUACAAAUAAAGAUUUUAAGGCUGGGUGGAAUUGCUUAUUUUCUGAGCAGAUUAAUGGAUCCACCAUCAAAUGAGGCAGUAUUGCUCUCCAUAAAGCACCUGAUGGAACUGAAUGCUUUGGAUAAACAAGAAGAAUUGACACCUCUUGGAGUCCACUUAGCACGAUUACCAGUUGAGCCACAUAUUGGAAAAAUGAUUCUAUUUGGAGCUCUGUUCUGUUGCUUAGAUCCAGUGCUCACUAUUGCUGCUAGUCUCAGCUUCAAAGAUCCCUUUGUCAUUCCAUUGGGAAAAGAAAAGAUUGCAGAUGCAAGAAGAAAGGAAUUGGCAAAGGAUUCUAGAAGUGAUCAUCUGACAGUUGUGAAUGCUUUUGAGGGCUGGGAAGAAGCUAAGCGACGUGGUUUCAGAUAUGAAAAGGACUAUUGUUGGGAAUAUUUUCUGUCUUCAAACACACUUCAGAUGCUGCAUAACAUGAAAGGACAGUUUGCUGAGCAUCUUCUUGGAGCUGGAUUUGUAAGCAGUAGAAAUCCUAAAGAUCCAAAAUCUAAUACAAAUUCAGAUAAUGAGAAGAUCAUUAAAGCAGUUAUCUGUGCUGGUUUAUACCCUAAAGUUGCUAAAAUCCGGCCAAAUUUGGGUAAAAAAAGAAAAAUGGUUAAAGUGUACACAAAACCUGAUGGAUUAGUUGCCAUUCAUCCUAAAUCUGUUAAUGUGGAGCAAACAGACUUUCAUUACAAGUGGCUUAUCUAUCACCUGAAGAUGAGAACAAGUAGUAUAUACUUGUAUGACUGCACAGAGGUUUCCCCAUACUGUCUGUUGUUCUUUGGUGGUGAUAUUUCCAUCCAGAAGGAUAAUGAUCAAGAAACUAUUGCAGUAGAUGAAUGGAUUGUCUUUCAGUCUCCAGCAAGAAUUGCCCAUCUUGUUAAGGAAUUGAGAAAGGAACUGGAUGUCCUUCUGCAAGAGAAGAUCGAAAAUCCUCAUCCUGUAGACUGGAAUGACACUAAAUCCAGAGACUGUGCAGUGCUUUCCGCUAUUAUAGAUUUGAUCAAAACACAGGAAAAAGCAACUCCCAGGAACUUUCUGCCACGACUCCAGGAUGGGUAUCACAGCUGA
This is a messenger RNA of Orycteropus afer afer, 2388 nucleotides long. It is a transcript of the gene DHX36, whose product is annotated as DEAH-box helicase 36. The annotation marks the transcript as partial. Gene Ontology annotation, cellular component: intracellular anatomical structure; nucleus; cytoplasm. NCBI's taxonomy places the organism in Eukaryota, Metazoa, Chordata, Mammalia, Tubulidentata, Orycteropodidae. Gene Ontology annotation, molecular function: ATP binding; DNA helicase activity; G-quadruplex RNA binding. The record is from RefSeq and is a predicted model, not a curated record. The transcript is spliced from 21 exons.